Molecule: messenger RNA, 2475 nt
Organism: Candidozyma haemuli
Lineage: Eukaryota; Fungi; Ascomycota; Pichiomycetes; Serinales; Metschnikowiaceae
Exons: 1
Coding region: 1-2475 (824 amino acids)
Source: RefSeq, a predicted model, not a curated record
AUGUCUCACGUCUCCAAACUCCCCAGUUCUUUCAACGGGCCUCAAUCGCCAAUGCUUACGUCUGACUCGCCGUUUCCGCUGUUCAAGUCCGACUAUCGCUAUAAAGGUGUCUAUGAACGUGCUGGUUUCGAUGUCAAUUUGAACAGACGCCAGAACGGUGGUACUGGUUCGCCCAGUGAUACCAGAACAAUGGCUCUGGCACGCAAGAAACCUGAAUCUCCAGCAUCCCAGACCUUCAGCUUCAAGUCUGCUCUUAGCUCAUCCCAGCAAGGCGUCAACCAUUCGCUGAGAUCGCUUCCCAUGAGCGCCAGACCUCAGAACGUGUCUCCAACGGAAUCCAGAUCUAGCUCCAGCAGAGCCGUUCCGCAGACGAACUCUGCUCCUUACAAGCCAGCAUCGCCUGUUAAUCAAUACAACAGUCCGGCUCCAGCUUCAGCUCCGGCCUCGGCUCACCCUGACAACGCGCCUGUUAAUUUUCAGGCGUCCAGGAAGCCUCCAAGAAACCCGUCAUUACAGCAAGGCUACCCUGAAUUCCAGACGUUCCAGCCUUUCAAACCAGAGACUGAUAGACAAGUUGUUCUCGAUGAACAGGGAAAUGCAUGUUCUGUGGGUGACGCCCCUCGUUCUGAUAGAAACAUUAAGAACCUUUGCCUACACAUCCCAGACAGUACACACAAUGAUAACACAGACUUUUCCAAGCCAGAUGCCGAGUUCCAUUCGAAUUUGCCUUCGGGCAUGGGUUCAGAAUCAGACAUUAAUUCGCCUACUUUCGACAAUGCUGAACGCGUCUCCACUGCGCAUACCUCGACUACCUCCUCUCGUGAAUUCAGAAAGAAUAGUGCAGAUUCUGGCAUGAGCGUGAAGACUUCGGAACUUGUUCGUAAUACCCCAUACCCAACCCUGAACCAAAUUCCUGUCAUUCAAGAGCAUCAAGAUUUGUCUACCAUGCUCGAACUGUUUCGUCUGGACGUCGAGGAGCAUAAGAAGUAUGAUCCUAGAAGAAAGAUGUCUCGUUCGGCUACCAAGCUGCCUGAUAAUGCAUCUCUGUUUACCCCUGAUACCACCAACCAUUCAAUGAGACUCGAUGAUUGUUACAGCUCAGAGUCGUCUUUCAAUUUCACAAAUGAGAACAUGGCUCCUGCUGAACCUCAGAAAGCUCAAGAAGGUCUGGACUACCAAAACUUCCUUGAAACAUCAGCUGCGGGCGACAGAAAGCUUGCUAGGAAUUCGAAUCUCUCCACUAUUUCUUCGAUUAUUUCGAAGCUGAAUGAUGGCGAUGACGAAGCUCGUGAUGACGAGGUUGAUCCAGAGUUGCACCGUCAAUUGGAGUCUCUCAAAGCUGGUUCUCAAAUCGAAGAGUCCCCAGCUUUUAGACCAAUUGACAAUGAUUCAUUUGUCACAGCAUCUAACCUGCCCGAACAUGCUAACAAUCCUGCCCCUGUUCCUGUCUUCAAAAUCCAGGAUGUCUCGACCGCAGAGGAAGAACAGCCAACUGAGGCCUCCAGCCCUAUUACUGAGAAGCAAAGAGUCUCAAGUGGUACCAGCUCCAAUCCUUUCUUUGAAGGCGAGGAGGGUGCUGAUGAGUUUCAACCAAAGCCGGCCGUUCAGGAACCUGUCGAAGAAGACCUUGACCUUAACGAUGAGCCUGAGGAACAGUUCGAGAAAAAGGCGCCAACCACACCAUAUACUGUUGGUGGUGAGUUCGAAGACCCUUACUUCCAGGGAACUCCCGAGACUAUCAAGCCAUUGAGCCCCAAGAAUCAUAAGAUUGAACAGGAGCUCAAGGAUAUGAACUUUAAGUAUGCGCUGGACGUGCAAGAUCUUGAGUCACCUGUUAUACCGCCUAGAGCUAUUCAUCACGAGGCUGACGAUGCCAUCUUACUGCAGAACCGUCCACCAGCUGAAUUCAACCCAUUUCCACAAUCUGUGAUCGGGUCACAGUAUCCAAAGUUCAGAGAUAGUGAUUUGCCAAUGAAGACUCCUCCAGGCCAAGGAAGGUGCCGUGGCUGUGGAGAAGAUGUUGAAAAAUGCGCAAAGGGACCUCGGAAAGCUAUCUUCUCGAAGACUGGUGAGUUAUCAGGUCAAUGGCAUAGAGGCUGUUUCUCUUGUUCUUACACUGGCUGCGAUGUCAAGUUCAACAAACACACUGCUUGUUAUGUGCUUCUCGAUAACGCGUUUUGCAACCAUCAUUAUCAUUUGCUUAAUGGAACUCUCUGCCAAUCGUGCAAUUCCGGGAUUGAAGGUGAAUGUAUCGAGAAUGAAAUGAGACAAAAGUGGCAUCUUGAUUGUCUUAAGUGUAACAAGUGUCACACGCAUAUAAAGGAUGAUUACUUCUUGAUCAACGGUGAGGUUGUCUGUGAAAACGAUGCAAGCAACCUUAUAACCAAGAUGGAAAACGAAGGCAUGUUAAGCACGGACAAGAUCGAAAAGAGAAGAACGAGAAUGAUGUUUGUGGAUCAAGUGGCAGAAUUUUAA